AUGAUAAUACAACCUAGAUACUCACAAAAGAUGGCUGACACCUUCUCUAAUAGUAAGGACUUUUAUUCAUUUCAUCAAAAAUAAUUCACAGUUCAUAAACCAUAAGCACAACGUUUGGAACAUUGGUCUAUUUCCCAAAGAACUAAAAUUUAAUCAAUUAAAGACAGAGCUAAUUCUGAAAUCUUAACUGCUUUUAUAAAUAAAGGACUAUUGUAAACUUAAUAAAAAGUAUCGUCAUCAAAACAUUAUGAAAAUUCAUCAAGUAUUUUAAUCAAGUAGAGUUAUGAGGAAAAAGUAACGAGAGAACAUUUACUGUCAUAAUAGGCUCUGUCAACCAUAGAAGAUCUAGAAAAAAGUAAUCUAUGAUAAUUAAUAAUUUAGGUAAGAAAAUUCUUCCACCAUUAAGUUUAUAUGCAGAUAAAUUAAAACUAAAGGAAAGAUAGAACUAAUCAAAAGAAAAACAAGAAACCUGUAAAAAUACUCUUAUUGAAACGUAAAUAUUAAAUAGUAUUCUAAGUCCAACAUUAUAGAAGACGGUAACAAGAAAAAGUCGAGGAUUCAUGCAAGGGGAAAAUAAGUCAAUUUAUGAAAAUGAACAAAAUGUCCAUAAAAUGGGAAGAACUUCAUCUACUCCAUUGAUGCAGAAAUCAAAAGAGGAUAAAGAAGAACAAGUAACAAGUAGAUCUGGAACUCCAUAAAAGGAAACCUAAAAUAUUAGUCCAAUAAAGAAUCCUUAAAAGAGUUUGACAAAGCAACUAAGCAUUUAUACUCCUUAAUACAAAGUGGUAAAAGAAAAGAAAUUACAUAGUGCUUUGCAUUUAUCAUAACCAUAAUAAUAAUAACAAUAAUAACAAUAACAAUAAUAAUAAUAAUAAUAAUAAUAAUAUUAAUAAUAAUAAUAACAAUAUUAAUAAUAACCUAUCUUAAUAGAUAAAAAAUUAAUGCCAAGAAAAAAAAAAAAAUAAAUUUAAAAUAAUGUAAUCUAAUAGUAGAAUCUCUAAAAAGAGAAACUCACUCUACGUCACACAUCUUAUCGCUGUUUUUUGAAUAAAAUUAAUUUUUCAAAUAAUUAAUGCAUCUGCACUCCAAAUAAGAUGGAAGUUCCUGCCUAUUAUUAUUAUGUAGGUUUAGGAAACAAUGGCAGUUUAGUCAAAAAUAUUUUCCGAUAAAGAUGGUGGUGGUCAGAAGUAGAAACCUUAGAUACUACAAAAGUCAAUAUGUCAUGGACAUAAUUGAGAUAGAAUAUUUGUAUUGAAUAAUUACAUCCCUAUUGUAUGGACGCUGGAGCUUAGAGCUCAGAAUCAUUUAUUUUGAGUCAUGAGGAAACGAUUGGGGAUACAAGUGAUUCAGACAUAGAUAUAAGACCAAAAUAAUUGAGUUUAACUGGAGGUAUACAAAAACAGUAGAGUUCUUCUUAGCAUUAAUAAAAGAAGCCUCCAAAUUAUUAUUCAAUUAAAAGAAUAUUAAAUGGGUAAGAUUUAUAAAAAUUGUUGAAUUAUAUGGAGGAAAUUAACUGCUUUGAUAGUUAAUUGAUUUUUAGUGAUUGCUCUGAAAAAUUACUAAAGGAUAUUAAAUAAUAUAACACUAUUUAAAGACUAGACAGUAGAAGCCAAAAGAUGCAUAAUCAUAUGGAAGAUAAUUGGCACUUAGGUAACAAAAAGGCUCUGUUUUAUAAUAUGAAACAUUACUUUUAAAUCAUAAAGGAAGAUUAUAAUAAAUUACUUCCUGUAACAUUUCAUGUUCAAAAAGGAUUAAGUGAUAUUGAAUAUUAAAAAUUUUUGGAUUAUUAUAACAAAAGAAAUGAAGAAGUACGUGAUCUUGAAAAGAAUAGAGAUAGAAAAGAUAAAAAGAAAUUGCCUCUUAAUUUAUGGAUAAUUAAACCAGGAGAAUUGACUAAUAGAGGAAAUGGGAUUACUGUUUGUAACGAUUUAAAUGAAAUAAAUAAAAUAAUAUGUGAAGAAAUAUAAGGAGGUAGAUAAAGAACAUAUAUUGUUCAAUAAUAUAUUGAUAAUCCUUUUUUGUAUAAUAAACGAAAAUUUGAUAUCAGAUGUUAUAUGCUACUGACUUCUUAAAAUGGAAUAUUUAAAGGUUAUUGGUAUUAAGAAGGAUAUAUACGAACAUCAUCAAAAGAAUUUACUACUAAAUGCUUAGAUAGAUUUGUACAUUUAACUAAUGAUGCUGUUCAAUCAAAAGAUUAGGAUUAUGGUAAGCAUGAACCAGGCAAUAAGAUAUCUUAUUUAGAUUUUUAAAGAUAUGUUGAAUGUAAUUAUCCUAAUUCUAAAUUCAAUUUUUUUAUUGACAUUUAUCCUAAAAUGAGAUCUGCAGCUUUGGAUAUGAUGAAAGCUACCUAUGGUAAAAUUGAUCCACAUAGAAGAAUUAAUAGUUUCGAAGUAAUAAUUUCUUAUAUAUUAUAUUAGUUAUAUGGUUUAGAUUUUAUGAUAGAUGAGAAUUUCAAAUUGUGGUUAAUAGAAGCCAAUACUAAUCCAUGUCUUGAAUAAUCCUGUCCUCUUCUUAGUAGAAUAAUACCAACAAUGGUAGAAAAUUUAUUUAGGAUCGCUGUUGAUCCAAUUUUCCCUCCUCCAUUUUUUGAAGAAUGGCCUUAAAAUAAAAAACUAUUUAUUCCUGAUAAUGUAAUUGAAAAUAAUAAAUUCGAACUUAUUUUUGAUGAAUUAAUAGAAAAGAAAAACAUGCUUAGUUUGUUUCGAGACAAUAAAAUUGAAUAAGAGUGUUUUGAUAUUGAAGAAGAAGAAGAGGAAGAAGAAAAGGAUUGA
Messenger RNA from Paramecium pentaurelia, 2771 nucleotides. Lineage: Eukaryota; Ciliophora; Oligohymenophorea; Peniculida; Parameciidae. The record is from the annotation of a GenBank genome assembly.